GGUCUGAUAGAUUACCAAGUAAUAUAAAACGAGAUCCGCCGUCACCAAGCAGACUAAACCAAGAUGAAACUCUUCCUAGUACUUUUCUUGUGUGCAACCGCGGCCUUCGCCAGCGAAGCAGACCUCCAAAAGUUUGCUUCCAGUAGCAAACUCUUCACAGGAGCCGUCUACAAAGAGCUUCUAGUUGACAACAAUGACAACAUCCUCGUCAGCCCCUUCUCCGCUGAAACCGUCCUCGCUCUAACCCAAUCCGGCGCUAUCGGCAUCACCGGCGAAGAAAUCCGCUCCAGCCUCUUCCUCCCCGACACCAAAGAAGAAACCGAAGCCAUCAUCAAGAGCGUCCUCCCUACAAUCCAAAGCGACCAAUACACCCUAAAAACCGCCAACAAAAUCUACGUGGAAGACAACUUAGCCAUCAAACAAGACUUCCAGAAAGUAGCAACCGACGUCUACCAAGCGGCUUUCCAAAGCAUCGAGUUCGCAGAAAGCGUAGAAGCCGCCGAAGAAAUCAACCGAUGGGUGGAGGAACAAACCAACGACAAGAUCCACGACCUGGUGUCCCCUGACGCGUUGGACGGAAACACGAGGGUGGUUCUCGUCAACGCUCUAUACUUCCAAGCCAACUGGUCUAUCCCGUUCAAGCCCGUUCUAACAAGCAAAGCCACUUUCUACGCCCCCAACGACGAAGAAGUUGAAUCCGACGUUAUGUUCAUCGAAUCAGAAGCGUUAAACUUUUACGAGAGCGAGGAACUCGACGCGAAAUUUUUGCAGCUGCCUUUCUUGGGGGAGGGUGCCUCCAUGACGCUUGUUCUCCCGAAUAAGAAAGAAGGGAUUGCUGUGUUGGAGAAACAAUCGGCGGAUGUGUUGAAUGUGCCUGAGUACAAGCAGGAGUUUGUUCAAGUUUCGUUGCCGAAGUUUAAGAUUGAGGCUACGGUUGAUUUUGAGAAUAUUUUGGAGAAUUUGGGAGUGCACGCCGCUUUUAAUCCUGUGGUUGCCGAUUUUAGUGGAAUUGCUGGAGCACCUGGUGACAUUGUCAUCAGCAAAGUUACGCAGAAGACGUUUAUUGAUGUUAAUGAGUUCGGGGUAGAGGCAGCUGCUGCUACGGAUAUUGUUGCGCCUACUACGGAACCACCACCGGCUACUCAGAUUUUCACCGCUGACCAUCCCUUCGUGUUCUAUAUAACAGUCAAUGAUGUGGUUCUUUUCGAAGGAAGGGUGUUGGUGCCGAACUAUUGAAAUGUAUUAACUGUUGUAUGAUUAUAUUACUUACUUGAAAAUAAAGCACCAUCUUAUGUUCAAA
Molecule: messenger RNA, 1300 nt
Organism: Zophobas morio
Lineage: Eukaryota; Metazoa; Arthropoda; Insecta; Coleoptera; Tenebrionidae
Product: alaserpin-like
Exons: 4
Coding region: 64-1236 (390 amino acids)
Molecular function (GO): serine-type endopeptidase inhibitor activity
Source: RefSeq, a predicted model, not a curated record